Molecule: messenger RNA, 966 nt
Organism: Momordica charantia (bitter melon)
Lineage: Eukaryota; Viridiplantae; Streptophyta; Magnoliopsida; Cucurbitales; Cucurbitaceae
Product: EG45-like domain containing protein
Source: RefSeq, a predicted model, not a curated record
UAAACAACAAUUUAUAAGUCAAGGCUCCCACUUGCUUUAUCGUGGAAGUUUCCCACUUUUCCAAUCAAUUUUAUGAUUAUUCAAAUUAGAGCAAAGCAGCCAAAUCCAGAUCCCAACCUCUCACCCACAUUGACUUUCAAAACCCCAAUUUUUUAAUAGUUAAUUCAAUUGGAAGCUCUAAAAGCGAAUCUUUCUUCAAUCUCUAAUUUUCCGGAGACGGAAAAUGUUGAGAAAUGGAUCUCAAAAUCCCCUCCAAUGGCGGUGGCGGCGGCGGGUUCUCUUCUUCCUCUUGGUGUCUCUCCUUCUCCAGUCCUCCCAUGGCGACGUCGGCACUGCUUCCAGAUACCCUCCUCCUUAUUCCCCGACGGCGUGUUUCGGCGGCGAUUUGAGUCAGUUCCCGACGAGCAACCUGUUCGGGGCGGCCGGAGAUGGGAUUUGGGAGAACGGAGCAGCGUGUGGGAGACAGUAUUUCGUGAGGUGCUUUAGCGCGUCGGAGCCGGACGCUUGCGUGGCGGAUCAGACGGUCCAGAUUACAAUCGUCGAUCACGCGGCGAAGAUCGUGUCGACUCCGACGGCCGCCGGAACGACCAUGAUUCUGUCCACGACGGCGUACAAUUCCAUCGCCAAUUCAUCCUCUUCUGUUCAGUUCAUCACCGUCGAAUUUCAGCAGGUAUAAAUUACAAAAGCAACCAAUUCGUGGGUGAAAUUAUUGUAAGUUCUUCACUUGCUUGGCUUUUAAAUUGCGGUAUCAAUUGCAUAAUCUAUCAAUAUUGCAUGUAGCCAAAUUUAUAUAAUUAAUUAAUGAGAAAUUAAAGAUUUCCAUAUUUUUGGCAGACGUUUAUGUUUAUUUUUACAUUCUUUUGUUUGUUUUGUUUUGUGAUUGGUGUUAUAAUCUCAAGGAUUAAAUAAUGGGGUGUACAUAAAACCAAAAAUACAUAAUAAGAACUGGUUCAACUUUUUAUGCUA